This is a messenger RNA of Mercenaria mercenaria, 13169 nucleotides long. RefSeq lists its product as uncharacterized. Bases 251 to 2986 code for a protein of 911 amino acids. The record is from RefSeq and is a predicted model, not a curated record. NCBI's taxonomy places the organism in Eukaryota, Metazoa, Mollusca, Bivalvia, Venerida, Veneridae. The transcript has 10 exons. Gene Ontology annotation, cellular component: cytoplasm; nucleus.
GAACCGCAUAAGUAUUUGGGAGGGCAGGGAGUUUGAUCUUGAUUUCCAUGAUAAAUAGUCUAAAUUGAAAGACAACAGUGAUUGAAAUAAAUCAAGUACAAUCUAUACUUACUAACUAAAACGACAAUCCAGGUUGACAGCGGGAAAUAGGUGUAAAAAUAGCGAUAACUGUGGAGUCAAAAUUAUCCGCCAGACGCACAUUAAUGAUAAAGAUUGUGAUUGCUUGCUGUUGCACAAAAGGAAUAUUGAAAUGAUUAGUCAAAAUAAACAGGAGGAUGGUGUUCAGUGGUUUACAGUAGAUAUUCCAAAGAAUACUGCAAGACUUACAUCACUGCAGAGAAUAAAGAGAUUGUCAAAGAAAACAAGAGAAAAGAUGUUUGUCCAUUAUAAAGAUGACAAAGCUUUCUUCAAGUUUCUAGGAGAGAGUUCAACUUCCAAUUUAUUUGAAGGAAAAGAAUUGAACAGUGAUCCUGAAUUAUAUGAACACUUCAUAGUACAGGAUGGUAGAGAUAUAUUGGUUUGUAAAAAUAAAGGGGAAUUUUUCAGAAUGUUCCCAGAAGGCAGAGGAAGAAGAAUAGAGUAUACAGAUUUGCUUAAGUUGAGCCCGAAUUGCUUGAAGUCUGAAGUUACCAAGUAUGUAAAUACCAAGGAUGGUUUGAAAUGUGAAAUAAACAAAAUAUGUAUUAAUGAUAACAUGAAUUGCCACAAACCUUUUACAAUUUCUUUGUUAACUAGUAAAAGCCUGCUUAAUAUCUCAGAAGAUCCAGCCCUCAGAUUGUUUGGAACAAUGGGCAAAAAAAUCAAAUAUGGAUAUGCUUCGAGAUGUAAACCUGCAAGAAAGCAAUAUAAAUUGGUAGUGGAGGCACCAAAAGAAAAAAAAUUAGGAGAACAAGAAGUUGAACAAGUCUGUAAUGUACCGGUAUAUUUUGGCAGAAAUGUGAAGACAGAUGAAGCUACAACAUUACCAUGUUUGGAUCUUGACCCUGAACUGAAAGAGCAGACUGGCUUCAAUUUAGGGGUUAAAUUUAGAGAUCUUUCUACACAAUCUCAAGAGAGCUUAGGAAUAACAAAGAGAAAAUUAUUAAAAGACCAAAAGAAAUAUAGAAUUGUAAAAAUUACAUUUCUACAAAUGGGUGAAUUACCUGUAGAUACAAGUAAGAAAGCAGAAAGAAAGGAAAAAUCUACACCUAAAGGUAAUUUGUCCAGAAAAGUUGUAAAACAGAAAAUAACGCCAGGGAAAGGUUUAAAGAAGAGAGAGAAAAUGAGUAAGAAAAAUGUGAAAAAGUCUACAAGUAGAAGUAACAAAAAAGUUGCAAAUAUAAAGAAAAGGCUGAAUGACCAAAAGGCUGUAAAACUGUACAAGAAAAAGGGAUUGUCAUACAAUUCUGAUGAUGGUCUCAAGCAAAGGUACUACCUUGAUGAACUUUUGUUCUUAAAGCAAUCAUUGAGAAAAAGGACCUUAAUAUGUAGUCAAGAGACUGUCAUGCAGUUGAGAGAUUUAACUGACCUACCCCUCUCAGAAAUGCACUUCGAAGUAAUUGUCCAUGUAUACCCUGCUGGAAGAGGAAGGGAAAGUAGGGCAUCUCAUAAUCGGCAAGAUGUUGGAAUUGAGGAUGCUGAAGAAAUUUCAAAUCAGUCUGAUGAUGAAACCCAACAACCUGCCGCAGUGCUGCCUCCAACACAGGAAUCGAAUGACAAUUUCCAAGUCUUGAACCUGCCUGAUCCCGAAAUUAGUAAUGACCUAGUAUCUGGACAGAUCCAGACAUCAGCAGGCUCAAUAUUUCAGAACAUUACUCAAGAUUCUUGUAUCCCAACCACAAACCUGGCAACUGCAGAUGAAGAGAGGAGUUUAUUAAAUAGACAUCGUGGAGGGUUACUUGAGAGCAGAUUCAACCAACCCCGGGCACCACCAAGACACGGACAGUAUGCUGAUCAACCUUCACGACAGAGGUCCUUCUCAAACUGGCCUUCCACAACUGGGCACGAUCCAUCUAGAAUGGCAGCUUAUGGAUUCUUUUAUACAGGGAGACAUGACCUGGUAAGAUGUUUCCAAUGUGGAAUUGGUUUGAAGAACUGGUCAGCUCCAGAUGAGCCCCUCUUUGAACAUAUAAAGCACUCACCAGAUUGUCAAUUUCUGAAGGAUCUUCUUGGACAAGAUUUACUCGAUGCAUAUAUACAAAGUCUUACAGCCAGCAGACUGACUUGUACCACACACAAUGCAGCUACAGCAAUUGCAGGAAACCUGGGUCCUAGAUUUGGAAGAAUAAGAAACCCAGAGUACUCUGAGCCUGAAGCCAGAUUACGUUCCUUUGACAAAUGGCCUGCAUCCUCAUUACAGAGACCUCAGGCUUUGGUUGAUGCUGGACUUUUCUAUACAGGAUUCAAUGACCUAUGUCGCUGUUUCACCUGUGAUGGAGGGCUGCAGCGAUGGGAUGUAGAAGCCAACCCAUGGAUAGAACAUGCACGCAGGUUCCCAUACUGUACGUAUGUGAGGCAGGUUAAGGGGCAGGAAUACAUCAAUAUGGUACAACAAGCUGCAGCACAAGCUAUGGAAGAAGAGAAUCCUGUGGGUACAAUUCCUCAGCCAGGACAGUUUCCGAGGAACACACUUGCUGAAGCACAGAGGCAAGAUGUAGGACGGGUCCUCCCACCAGACACACCACCUGAAGGAGGUAUUUUUACUCUUGACUGCCAGGCAUGUGCAAUUGAAAAGUUUGGCUAUAGUCACAGAUCAGCAAGACAUCAAUAUGCUCCAGAUAGAGAAGAAGCAAAUUCUGCGCAAGCUGCCUGUCCUAGUCCCGAAGAAGAAGAAAACCGCCAGCUUAAAGCAAUGUUGAAGUGUAUGGAAUGUGAGGAAAAUGAUUCAAAUAUUCUGUUUCUACCCUGCACACACCAUAGAUUAUGUGAAAAUUGUGCUGAAAAUGCUGUUACUUGUCUUGUCUGUGGACAGAAAAUUGAUGAAAAAAUUAAAACAUAUAGAAGUUGAUGGAACAGUUUGAUAUAGAAAUUAGUGCUGUUUUUAUGGAAAGCAUAUUGAAAGUAACAGUUUUUAAAAAAAGUUGACAGAAUCAUAAUAAAAUCAUGUUCGCUUACGCAUAGCCUGUACAUUUAAAGCCAAUCUAACAAUUGCUUCAGGGAGUCUACUCUGACUCAGUGGUUUGAGCAUUGGACUAGCACUUGAGCUACCUGGGUUCGAAUCUCGCCACAGGCAGUUUGUAUGAUUCCUUAUAAAAAUGCUAUGCUCUUUGAUUUGUUACAGCUAAAAGUCGUAAGAAUUGUGAUAUAGAAUUGAUUUUAACUCGUCUGUCACUUUGUCCAGGCUAAAGCCCAAAUCAUAAAUCAAAAAUGUUUUGUACAUACUUGUUAUAUUCAGUUAAAAUGAUUUAAUAAUGUUAUUUACCUUAAAGUGGCAUUAUGCGCAUCUAAUACUGCAUAUAGUGUGUUUUGGGUGAGUGUUCUAUAAAAGCAAUUUUCGGUUGCUGUGCAUUUAGAUGUGUUAAAUUAACGAUAAUGCCGCAUUAGUAUUUGAAGUUGAUGCUUUAAAAAUAAAGAAAUCGGACGGAUAAAAUAAUAGAUAUCUUUUUCAAUCUUCUGCGCAAUGAUCUCCCUUAACUGAAAAUUGAAAUUUCUGAAGUAGAAGGGAAGCAACUCCUGCUUGCAUUUUGACGAUUUUUAAAAAGACUGCCCCAGUCAAAAUAAGAAAAGUCAUAUUUGGAAACUUAUUAUUUUGUACUGGUAACAGUUUGGUAUGUUGGGUUAAAAGCUAUAAUUUCCUCCAUCCUUUUUACGUGCACAUCUAUUUAAGCUUGACUUUUACUUGAAAAAUGCAUAUAAUUCCACUUUAAGGGUUGAGUAUGACUGUUUAUGAAAUUUUCCUUGUUAAAAUCGUCAGAUUUGUAUCUGUUUUGGCUCACAUGAACUGCAGGUUCAGGGUGCUCUAUAAGUAUUUGUGAAAGGUUCAGCGUCCACCGUCCAUUGUCUUUUGUCAGGAUUACACCAAACUUGGUCUAUAGCAUCCUGGCAAGGUCCCUUCUCAAGUUCACUUUAUGGCUCAUCUAUUCCCUUUUUAGAGGCAGCUAGAAAUAUGAAAAGCCCUAAGGUCCUCUCCCAUAUGUAUUCAAAAUGGGGAAUUUGGUCCCUUUAUAACGGCCGUAAGGUCCAAAGAUAGAAAUUUCUUUAAAUAACUUCUUUUCAUGAACGACUUAGGGCUUUUCAUCAUAAUGUCCUUGUAGUGAUUAUAUUAAGGUCACCUCCCAUCUUUGUUCAAAUGAGGCCCUCAGUAGGGGUUGCUAGUGCUAAAAUUGAGAAGAAAAAAAAUUUAAGUGACUUCUCAAGAAUUUCUAUGUGGAUCUUCAUGAAACAUCUUGAAUAAUUAUCUCCAGAAGGGAUAAAUAAAUACACCACUUUUUAACUAAAUUAACAUCUUUUAACCUACUUUGUAUAUCACAGAAUGAGGUCGAAAUGUCUAAGGAGUUAGGGUUGAAAGGUAUUGCUAGCUUCCCAUCAAGAUCAGGGAAGUUCACACGCUAGUUGCUUUCAAAAGCCUGCUAAAAACCCACUUCUUUGUACAACAUUUCGUUAACUGACCGAUACAUUUUUUUCUUUUCAUGAAACAACGUAGAACAGUAUUUUAUCCUAGGGUCACUAAUACUUUUAAUAUGUGUGUUUUUUUGUCUUCUUUUAUCUAUAUGUUUAAAUUUCAUGAUUUUUGUUAAUUUGGAAUGCAUGUUUUGUUUGUGUUGAAUGCCCAUUUAUUUGUAUUGUUUGCAAUUUAUUAUGUAAAGCACAGCACUUUUGAACCUGUGCAUGAAAAGAGUGCUAUAUAUAUGUGGUAUAAUGAUUAUAAUAAUGAUAAUAAUACUCGGCCACAGAGGUCCCGACCCUCUAUCUUGAUAAUAUGUUAAUGAAGUAUACACUUAUACAUUUUGUAGAGUAAAAAAAUCAUUUUGUGGCCUUUUGAAGUUUUGGGUGAAGCUUACAUUUCCGUGCCUCUAUACUUCUAAUAUAUUUUUAGAUGAAUAUUUUGGACAUUUUCCUUAGGCAUGUUAACAUAUGGUAGAGUAGUCAUAUUAACUCUGAAUGAAAUGUUAUAGGAUCGUGCUGAUAUCCUGAAUAGUGUUCUGUGCUGAUUGACUUUCCAGCAGAUAAUGAUUACCAAUGAAUUGACAUCUGAAUAGAUAAUGAUUACCAUGAAUUGACAUCUGAAUAUAUAAUGAUUACCAGUGAAUUGACAUCUGAAUAGAUAAUGAUUACAAAUAAACUGACAUCUAAAAUAAUCGACCAAUUGAAAUCUGAAGGAUUAGAUAAGGAUUAACGAUUAAUUUACAUUGCCAAUGAACUAAAAUCUGGAUAGAUAAAGAUUACUCCCAUGAAUUGAAAUAUUUUAAGUAGGGAAUGAUAGGAUUUAAUUACAUUAAUACACAGGGGUCUCUGUGGCGGAGUGGUUAACCUGCUAAAUUUCUAUAAUGAACUUGUUCAUCUUCCAGUUUGGACAGUACCAUUAACUGUUAAAAGGGGUGAUUACCCAAAAGAUACUGGAUGAAUAGCGAACAGUGCAGAUUAUGAUCAGACUGCACAGAUGUGCUUGCUGAUCAUGAUCUAUACUGGUCGCAAAAGAAGAAUCAGUUGUGUCCAGCAUGAUAAAGGUUAAGGUCACUAACUUCAGAUCACUUGCUCCUUACCACUGAGGGUUCAGAAUUUGUUUUGUGUCUAGAAUUGAUAAUUCUACCCAGGUGCCCACCCACGUCUGAAACAAUACCCGGUGGAGCACAAGGGUCUUCCUCCAACAUGAAAAGCAGGUAAAGUCGCCAUAUGACCCCGCAUUCUGUCGGUGUGACUUUAAACUCAACUUAAAGGUGCAUUAAUGCACAUUAUUGUCAAAGUGCCAAACAAAAAAGUGUUGUGCCAUAACAUAUUUGUCAGACUAUUAUAUUCCAACUGUACUUGAAGUGAUUUUAAUGUAAUGCCAUGACCGUGUUGCUUAUAUCUAUAAAUCUUGAACAAAACAGCUAACUCGCCGUUUGUAUCUUACUUUAAGUACUUUUAUAUGAUCAAAACAAUGACUUGUUAAAAAUAGACUGUGCUAUCAGAUAAAUUUCCUUUCCAUUUCUGACCGCAAACAUAGGGUAACCCCAUUUAUUCUCCCCGUCAGCUGGUCAGUAUGGGUCGGGGAGCCAUCCCAUAUUGACCUUACAGUAUGUAUAAUUUGUACCAUCAGAAUAUGUAUACGAAAGAAUAAUAAUAAUAAUACUAAUGUUGUGUUUAACUUUCCCACUAGUCUUUAAAUUUACUUUCAUAAUUGAUAUCGUUUGUUAGUUUAAAUCAGGGUUCCCAUGGUCAGGGAAGAGUCAGGUAAUUUUGUAAUUGGUCAGGGAAAUUUGACAAAAGUCAGGGAAUUUGGAAUUAGAGGUCGAGGAUUGAGGAAUAAGUUUGUAAAAAGCAUAAAGAAUGUGAAAUCAUUUUUAUUCGCUUAGGACGAAUUUUCGCGUAUUUCACGCUAGGACCGAUGCGCGAAUUUAAGAUCGCGCUAUUACUAUUUUUUUUAGCUCACCUGUCACGAAGUGACAAGGUGAGCUUUUGUGAUCGCGCAGCAUCCGUCAUCCGUGCGUCAAUCCGUAAACUAUUCAUUGUGACAUCUCUAGAGGUCACAUUUUUCAUGGGAUCUUUAUGAAAAUGGGUCAGAAUGUUCAUCUUGGUAAAUUCUAAGUCAAGUUCGAAACUGGGUCACGUGCCAUCAAAAACUAGGUCAGUAGGUCUAAAAAUAGAAAAACCUUGUGACCUCUCUAGAGGCCAUAAUUUUCAAUGGAUCUUCAUGAAAAUUGGUCAGAAUGUUCACCUUGAUGAUAUCUAGGUCAAGUUCGAAACUGGGUCACGUGCCUUCAAAAACUAGGUCAGUAGUUCUAAAAAUAGAAAAACAUUGUGACUUCUCUAGAGGCCAUAUAUUUAUAAGAUCUUCAUGAAAAUUGGUCAGAACGUUCACCUUGAUGAUAUCUAGGUCAAGUUCGAAACUGGGUCACGUGCCAUCAAAAACUAGGUCAGUAGGUCAAAUAAUAGAAAAACCUUGUGACCUCUCUAAAGGCCAUAUUUUUCAUGGGAACUGUAUGAAAGUUGGUCUGAAUGUUUAUCUUGAUGAUAUCUAGGUCAAGUUCGAAACUAGGUCACGUGCGGUCAAAAACUAGGUCAGUAGGUCUAAAAAUAGAAAAACCUUGUGACCUUUCUAGAGGCCAUAUAUUUCACAAGAUCUUCAUGAAAAUUGGUCAGAACGUUCACCUUGAUGAUAUCUAGGUCAAGUUCAAAACUGGGUCACGUGCCGUCAAAAACUAGGUCAGUAGGUCAAAUAAUAGAAAAACCUUGUGACCUCUCUAAAGGCCAUAUUUUUCAUGGGAUCUGUAUGAAAGUUGGUCUGAAUGUUCAUCUUGAUGAUAUCUAGGACAAAUUCGAAACUGGGUCACGUGCCAUCAAAAACUAGGUCAGUAGGUCUUGAAAUAGAAAAACCUUAUGACCUCUCUAGAGGCCAUAUAUUUCAUAAAAUCUUCAUGAAAAUUGGUCAGAAUGUUCACCUUGAUGAUAUCUAGGUCAAGUUCGAAAGUGGGUCACGUGCCGUCAAAAACUAGGUCAGUAGGUCAAAUAAUAGAAAAACCUUGUGACCUCUCUAGAGACCAUAUUUUCCAUGGGAUCUGUAUGAAAGUUGGUCUGAAUGUUAAUCUUGAUGAUAUCUAGAUCAAGUUCGAAAGUGGGUCACGUGCCUUCAAAAACUAGGUCAGUAGGUCAAAUAAUAGAAAAACCUUGUGACCUCUCUAAAGGCCAUAUUUUUCAAUGGAUCUUCAUGAAAGUUGGUCUGAAUGUUCAUCUUGAUGAUAUCUAGAUCAAGUUCGAAACAGGGUCAUGUGCGGUCAAAAACUAGGUCAGUAGGUCUAAAAAUAGAAAAGCCUUUUGACCUCUCUAGAGGCCAUACUUGUCAAUGGAUCUCCAUAAAAAUUGGACAGAAUGUUCAUCUUGAUGAUAUCUAGGUCAAGUUCGAAAGUGGGUCACGUGCCAUCAAAAAGUAGGUCAGUAGGUCAAAUAAUGAAAAAACGUUUUGACCUCUCUAAAGGCCAUAUUUUUCAUGGGAUCUGUAUGAAAGUUGGUCUGAAUGUUUAUCUUGAUGAUAUCUAGGUCAAGUUUGAAACUGGGUCACGUGGCUUAAAAAACUAGGUCAAUAGGUCAAAUAAUAGAAAAACCUUGUGACCUCUCUAGAGACCAUAUUUUUCAAUGGAUCUUCAUGAAAAUUGGUCAGAAUUUUUAUCUUGAUAAUAUCUAGGUCAAGUUCAAAACUGGGUCACAUGAGCUCAAAAACUAGGUCACUAUGUCAAAUAAUAGAAAAAAACGACGUCAUACUCAAAACUGGAUCAUGCGGGAAGAGGUGAGCGAUUCAGGACCAUCAUGGUCCUCUUGUUUAAUUAUAUUUUUCAUUACUAAAAUUGAAAAUGCGCGAAUUAAUGCCCACGCGAAACAGUCCUUUUUCACGUUUGCGCGAAAUUUCAUGUCAGCGAAUUUAAAUGAUUUCACAGUAAUAAAAGGCUAUGGCAGUUUCUUAAAUUUUGGUCUAAAUCUGGCAUUUUACAAAUAUUUCAGUUACCACUAUAAUAUAUUCUGUAUUACAUAUCGAAAAUUAUAGUCUACCUAUCUUGUGUAGAAAUUUAACUGAAAAGUUAAGACUAUAGAAUAUAAUUCUUUAAGCAAGCUUAUAAUCGUUCUGUCUGCUUAGAAAUAGUGGAAAACUAAGACAUGUCUAGUUUUUAAUCAUAUUAAAUGAUAUAUUUACAUAUUGCAGUUUAGUGAAAAAUUUUCUAUGAUUUUUAGCUCACCUGUGACAAGGUGAGCUUUUGUGAUCGCGCGGUGUCCGCCGUCCGUCUGUGCGUGCAUCCGUAAAUUUAAACUUUGCUUGUGACCACUCUAGAAGUCACAUUUUUCAUGGGAUCUUUAUGAAAGUUGGUCAGAAUGUUCAUCUUGAUGAUAUCUAGGUCAAGUUCGAAACUGGGUCACGUGCCAUCAAAAACUAGGUCAGAAAGUCUAAAAAUAGAAAAACCUUGUGACCUCUCUAGAGGCCAUAUAUUUCAUGAGAUCUUCAUGAAAAUUGGUCAGAAUGUUCACCUUGAUGAUAUCUAGGUCAAGUUCGAAACUGGGUUACGUGCCAUCAAAAACAAGGUCAGUAGGUCUAAAAAUAGAAAAACCUUGUGACCUCUCUAGAGGCCAUAUAUUUCACAAGAUCUUCAUGAAAAUUGGUCAGAACGUUCACCUUGAUGAUAUCUAGGUCAAGUUUGAAACUGGGUCACGUGCCUCUAAAACUAGGUCAGUAGGUCAAAUAAUAGAAAAACCUUGUGACCUCUCUAAAGGCCAUAUUUUUCAUGGGAUCUGUAUGAAAGUUGGUCUGAAUGUUCAUCUUGAUGAUAUCUAGGUCAAGUUCGAAACUGGAUCACGUGCGGUCAAAAACUAGGUCAGUAGGUCUAAAAAUAGAAAAACCUUGUGACCUCUCUAGAGGCCAUAUAUUUCAUGAGAUCUUCAUGAAAUUGGUCAGAAUGUUCACCUUGAUGAUAUCUAGGUCAAGUUUGAAACUGGGUCACGUGCCUUCAGAAACUAGGUCAGUAGGUCAAAUAAUAGAAAAACCUUGUGACCUCUCUAGAGGCCAUAUUUUUCAUGGGAUCUGUAUGAAAGUUGGUCUGAAUGUUCAUCUUGAUGAUAUCUAGAUCAAGUUCGAAAAUGGGUCACGUGCCAUCAAAAACUAGGUCAGUAAGUCAAAUAAUAGAAAAACCUUGUGACCUCUCUAAAGGCCAUAUUUUUCAUGGGAUCUGUAUGAAAAUUGGUCUGAAUGUUCAUCUUGAUGAUAUCUAGGUCAAGUUCGAAACAGGGUCAACUGCAGUCAAAAACUAGGUCAGUAGGUCUAAAAAUAGAAAAACCUUGUGACCUCUCUAGAGGCCAUACUUUAGAAUGGAUCUCCAUAAAAAUUGGUCAGAAUGUUCACCUUGAUGAUAUCUAGGUCAAGUUUGAAACUGGGUCGCGUGCCUUAAAAAACUGGGACAGUAGGUCAAAUAAUAAAAAAACCUUGUGACCUCUUUAGAGGCCAUACUUUUCAUGGGAUCUGUAUGAAAGUUGGUCUGAAUGUUCAUCUUGAUGAUAUCUAGAUCAAGUUUGAAACUGGGUCAACUGCGGUCAAAAACUAGGUCAUGAGGUCUAAAAUUAUUAAAAUCUUUUGCCCUCUCUAGAGGCCAUAUUUUUCAAUGGAUCUUCAUGAAAAUUGAUCUGAAUGUUCACCUUGAUGAUAUCUAGGUCUGUUUCGAAACUGGGUCAAAAACUAGGCCAGUAGGUCUAAAAAUAGAAACACCUUGUGACUUCUCUAAAGGCCAUAUUUUUCAUGAGAUGUUCAUGAAAAUUAGUGAGAAUGUUCACCUUGAUGAUAUCUAGGUAAAGUUCAAAACAGGGUCACGUACCUUCGAAAACUAGGUCAAUAGGUCAAAUAAUAGAAAAACCUUGUGACAUUUCUAGAGACCAUAUUUUUCAAUGGAUCUUUAUGAAAAGUGGUCAGAAUUUUUAUCUUGAUAAUAUCUAGGUCAAGUUCAAAACUGGGUCACAUGAGCUCAGAAACUAGGUCACUAUUUCAAAUAAUAGAAAAAACGACGUCAUACUCAAAACUGGGUCAUUUGGGAAGAGGUGAGCGAUUCAGGACCAUCAUGGUCCUCUUGUUUAAUGAUGUAUGAAUGAGGGCAAAUUUUCACAGAAUGCCAUACAUUUGUCUGAACUUAUCCAGUAAUAAACCGAAAAAUGAUCAUAGGUAUAGUAUUUCAGUGCAUAGUAUGGACCUUUCUUAUUGUCUGUUACAUCUCACUAAAACAAUACAGCAGUUUCUUUAACUGCAACAAACUUUCUUUACACCUUUGUUAACAUUAUAAUAAGAAAGGUGGUAAAAUUUAGCUGAUAGGGAGGAUUGAGGCCAACAUUUAUUGAGGUAUGAUCAGCUAAGUUUCUGUGAACAUGAAGCGUUUUGGUCAGGGAAGAUUGGACUUUGGUCAGAGAAAAGUCCGGGAAUUUUAUUUUCUCUGCUUUGUGCUCGUGGGAACCCUGGUUUUGGAUUUGAAUGGAAUAUGCUUGUUCAGGGUCCCAUUUCAUAUCCGUUUUCCUUGAAUAAAUAAGAUCAUGUUAAUUUCUUAGAGGUCCAAUUUUGAGAACUGUUCAUUUUUCUUCAUUUAUAGUAUAUAAGGUCAGACAUCAUUCUGAAAUUUUCAAAAAUGUGUAUUGUAUUGUUGAAAUUCUGUUCAUUUCCAUCUAAAGUAUUGUUGCGUGACAAAAGUUUGUUCAUACAUCGUUUUUGCCCUUUGAUAUUUUCAUUGUGUCGAAUUUGUUGUGGCAAAAGUUCAAUCGUUAAAAUAAAUAUGUAGGGCAAUAGAGGGCAUCCUCGUUUAACUCCCCUUUCAGUUUUGAAAAAGAAAAUCUGAUAUAAAUCCAUUGUUUAACAAACAACUCAUCGUUGAAGUAUAAACUGUUAUGUCCAUGUUUUAUUUUUUUUCUCCACAAUAGAAGAAACAAAGAGCUAUGAAAAUGAAUGUAUUUUAUACUUCUUUGGAACAAGUUUGUGAAUGAAUGUAUUAUUGAUACUUUGAUAUGCUGUCACAAUUAAGCAUUCCAUGAGUGUUAUGAUAUUUUGCAUAUUUUAUUUUUCUUGUAAAAUUACAUUUUCUCCAAAGUUUACAUAUAUUUACACAUUGAUUUAAUGAUUUUUAAAGGAUCAUCUUUAAUUUUGUUACAAAAUAUUUCGUACAAUUUUUCUCCAAAGUUUACAUAUAUUUACACAUUGGUUUAAUGAUUUUUAAAAGGUCAUCUUAAAUACAAAAUAUUUUAUACAAUUCUACAUAUUUUGUACCCCCACAAAAUGAAGGUUUUUUGGGGGUUAUAUAGGAGUGAGCUUGUCGGCCAGGUGGUUUUCAUGGUUUCCGGACAAUAAUUCAUGAAAGGCGUGACAGAUUUUAAUAAUUUUUGGUACACAUGUGUAACAUCAGAAAAUACAGGUCUGACUUUGAGGUCAUUAGGUUAAAGGUCAAAAUCACAGUGACCCUGAACAAUUAAAUGGUUUCCGGAUGAUAACUUGAGAACGCUUAGGCCUAGUAUUAUAAAUUUUGGUACACAGGUGUAACAUCAUAAAAUACAGGCCAAGUUUGAGAUAAUCUUUUAGACAAAUAUUCUGCAUAGUUAUGGGACUUUGUUUUUUUUUUCAUAAUACUGUAUACAUACAGUCUACAUGCAUGCAUGUGGGGUCAGUUGGUCAGAAGUCAAGGUCACAGUGAUCUGGAACAUUAACUUCAGAUACUUGGGCCUAGGAUCACAAAACUUAAUAGGGAGGUUGCUCAUGACCAACAAAUGGCCCCUAUUGAUUUCGAGUUCAAAAGGUCAAAGUCACCCUGAACAUUUAAACUUUUUCCGUACAAUAACUUGAGAACUCUUUGCCGAGGGUCAUGAAACUUCAUAGGGAAGUUGAUCAUGACCAGCAGAAUGACCCUAUUGAUUUUUAGGUCAGUAGGUCAAAGUUCAAGCAAGUUUGGCUUCGACAUUGGCUUAGUUCUGUGACAGGGCCAUAUUGUGGGGUAUUGUCAGUCACUCCUGUGACAACUCUUGUUCCAUCUGUUCCGAGGCGUUUUCCAUUUUUCAUAAACCGCCUCUGUAGCCUAAUGGUAGAGUGCCGGCUUCGUGUGUGGGAGACUGUGGGUUCGAUUAGGUGGACACGUUGUGACGUCAUAUGGAUAGACUUGUUUUUUCACGUUUCUUGUUGACAUUUUCUUAUAAAUAGCCCAGAUUUUCUAGGAUCUUGUCAAUUCUAUUGUCCACUUCAGAGACGCUACCUGGAUAUCUUACAGAAACAGUUGUCCACUAUAAAUAGUGUUAAAGAUCCUAGAUAUAAACAUGCAAGUUACAUUAAAGAAGUAGGCAGUUCCCAUAACUAGAGUGGUUUCUGGAUAUAACUUAUAUCGCCCACUUAAAGCUAAAAGGUACCGUGUGCUGAUAAUUAGAGAAGGUUAAGACACCUUUUUUGCUCUUAAAGGGCGAUAAAAAAAUUAUGUAAUUAUAGUCCCUUGUAUGUAUGACUAUAUUGGCGAUGUUUGUUAUGAUGCUUUUUAUGUGAAUAAAUGAGAUGUCUGAAUGUA